CAGCUCUUGAGCUUUCAGCUGAUAGACUGAUUUUUUACUCGUUCUAACAGAUACCUGGUUUUUCCUAAGAAUCAUGAGUGUCAGGUGAAACUUUGGGCCAGGAGAAAGCUACACUUUCAGAUUUUGAAAACAGAUCGAGCAAGAGCCCAACGAGAAAGAUUUAAAGCAACAUGGGAGCUUGUGGGGCAAAAGGUUGGAGGAACAUGACUGAAGAUGAUGCAAUCCGCACAGCUCUGGAGCAAUUUGAACGAACAGAUGCUUAUCGAAUUUUCAAUGCUGUCUUGGUCACAAUUUACUUUGUGGUGCUUGCUGGUGGUGUGUGUGGAGUUAUCAAAAUGUCUUUUUUACUAGUGAAAAUGAACACAUUAUCAGUGACAACAACUGCAAUCAUAAACCUGGUGGCAAUCCACAGUCUCUUUCUUGUGACUGUACCGUUUCGGCUAUAUUACUACAUUUCUAAAAAUUGGGUCUUUGGACAGUACUUUUGUAGAUUUGUGAGCCUAAUGGCACAUUUCCAUAUGUACCUCACUUUUCUAUUCUAUGUGAUUGCCUUGAUAAUCAGGUUCCUUAUUUUCUUUCAAUGGAAGGAUAAGGUGGAGUUCUACAGGAAUUUGCAUGCUGUGGCCACUAGUGCAGUGGUGUGGAUUCUGACUCUUGCUCUUGUGCUGCCACUAAUGCAUGUUUGUUAUGGGAGAAAUGGGAAUUAUCAGAACAACACAUGUUUUCAAUUCCAACAGGAGCUAAAGAAAGAUGGAGUGAAAGCACUGAACUAUGUUAUAAUUACUGGAGUGGUUCUGGUAACUUUCGGCCUUUUGGGCUUGCAGGUUGUCAUCAUUCUAAAGAUAGUGAGAAAGCUGUCAGGAUCUGUUUGGUCACAUCAGGAGUUUCGGGCCCAGCUGAAAAACUUGAUUUUUGUAUGUUUCAUAAUUUUUUGUUUCCUUCCUCAUCACUUUUUCCGGAUUUAUUACAUUCAGCAUGUGAACGACAAUCAGAAUCUGGAGAUAUACAAUGAAAUCUGCUUGAGCAUAACUGCAGUCAGCUGCCUUGAUUUGUUUCCAUUUGUGAUCAGUGGAGGCAGACUCAUGAGACAAAAAACUAUGGGGCUUUCAUGCUGUUAAAGCUUUGCUCUUUUGUGAGAAAAUGUUCUACAUAGCACUAAAGUCAGCUGGGUAGGUAAACAGCAUAGUACAGGAUAUUUCAAAAUAAAAAUGUAGAUAUUUCUGUGUAUAAAUUCUGUUUUCUAUAACUUGAGAGAAGAAACUACUAACUUAGAGCUCCAGAAGCAUAUGUGGCUUCUGGAGCAUAUGUGACAUUCAUGAAUGGUACACAGCAGUUAUGGUAACUGCAUCAUAACUAGAGAUUUAGGCACCAUUCCUAUUUCCAGAGAAUAUGUUUAGGGUGAAAAAUCUCCAUGUGUCAUAUAUAAAAAUGUACCAGCAAAGGCAAAACAAUAAAGUAGAAACAAAAGUCUA
Molecule: messenger RNA, 1472 nt
Organism: Hemicordylus capensis (graceful crag lizard)
Lineage: Eukaryota; Metazoa; Chordata; Lepidosauria; Squamata; Cordylidae
Gene: GPR141
Product: G protein-coupled receptor 141
Exons: 3
Coding region: 171-1118 (315 amino acids)
Biological process (GO): G protein-coupled receptor signaling pathway
Cellular component (GO): membrane
Molecular function (GO): oxysterol binding; G protein-coupled receptor activity
Source: RefSeq, a predicted model, not a curated record